Molecule: messenger RNA, 1310 nt
Organism: Vitrella brassicaformis
Lineage: Eukaryota; Vitrellaceae
Source: the annotation of a GenBank genome assembly
GUCUGCGUUGAUGGCGUUUGUGUCACGGCUCCUCUCCCUGACCGUCGACACCUUCUUCGACCCAACACCAUUCUUCAAGGCAAGCAAGGCACGCACCGCACACACCCAGAGAGAGACAAGUAUCGUAUGUAUGCCGGCCACUGUCCAUCUCUUCCUGUCAGAAUGAUCGCACGGUGAGUGGGGAGGGCCGUGCGAGAAGUGCACCGCCCAAAUACACCAGGGGAGUGCCCAUGCGGCUCCAGAGACGAGUCGAGGUGCGUACCACCACAUCCAAGAGUGUGUGAGUGCGAUGGUGUGAUGAUGUGUGUGACGGCUGCCUGCCUGCCUGUCUGCGUGUAGGCCCGCCGGAUGGGGGAGCUGUGGGAGCUGCUUGAGCGACGUGAGUGAAGGCGUGGACAUUGCAGCCAGCUGGCGGGCCUGCGUCUCUCGAUAUGCAUGUCUGUCUACGUGCUGUAUGUAUGUCUGUGUGUGCAGAGCGUCAGGAGCUCCGUCAGAUGUCCAAGGACCUCCUGACAGUCGCAGCCCAAACCCUCGAGGAAAGCCAACGGACACAAGACGUACGCAAUCCAAUCCAAUCCACACACAGACAGACAGGCAAAGCACAUGCAUGUACACAAAUUGAAUGCAUUCACGUCUCGUGAUCGAUCCCCACGUGUGUGUGUGCUCUCGGUGUGUCAUCCAUUCAUCUAUCAAUCAGGUUGCACUCAAGUGUCCGCUGGCCCCAUUGGCCAGCGACAUUCCCGAGCUGCUGGACGAGCUGUCCCGGACGCUGCCGAGCCUCACCGGUGUGGAUAAGGGGCCCAUCGACAUCCGAGAGGGGUCGGCCGGCAAUGUGUGGCUGGGGCGGGAGAGGUACGUGCUGCGCCUCAUGAAGGACAUGACAGAGAAGUGCGCAUACCUGGCAAAACUCGAGAAGGCCGCAGAGAAACAAAGGGGCGGGGCGGGGGUGUGCCGCGACAUAUGCUAUGGCGUCAACCACUACGGUCAGAGGAUCCACGGCAGGCCGGGGUGGUGCUCUCUGUGGCCCUGAAUGAGUGCCAGAUGCGUGAUUGAUUGAUGUAUGGUCAGCUGAUUGAUGAGCUGGCGAGGCGAGCGAUUGGCUAGAGUCAGCUAGGGAGGCAGGCGGUGUGGUGAAUGGGAUGCCUGGAUGGACGCGUGAGUGAGUGAGUGCUCCCACCAACCGAUCGACGAGACACAGAGCUGAUGGCAUGGAUGGCAUGGUCUGCACGAUUCGAUUCGUCCAUUCAGUCAGCACAUGUAAUACCACUGACUGAUAUAAAAUGCAGGCAGCGAUAUAAGUAAGUCACGCC